This is a messenger RNA of Aspergillus brunneoviolaceus CBS 621.78, 1041 nucleotides long. RefSeq lists its product as uncharacterized. The transcript is spliced from 2 exons. NCBI's taxonomy places the organism in Eukaryota, Fungi, Ascomycota, Eurotiomycetes, Eurotiales, Aspergillaceae. The record is from RefSeq and is a predicted model, not a curated record. Bases 1 to 1041 code for a protein of 346 amino acids.
AUGCCCACCCAGUCUGUGACCCCAGCAUCGAAUCCCCUGAGCGAGCUGGAUCCGGCGUUCGCCCCGGAUCUGUCACACCUCAACGACAUUUUCCCGGGCACUUCAUCGUCCUGGGCUACUGUCGAGCCAGCCUCACUUGGUAGCUUUGUUCUGCCAGAGUUCCUGGACACAAGCACUUCCGAAGAGUCCAUGAGCAUCGCACCGCCCUCCUCGAACAGCCCAAUCGAUGCUGGGGUGGUACUUGGAAGCGGGCCAUCGGACCUAUCUGGCUGUCUCGCCAGCGCAUGCCAGGCAUUGGAAGCCGCUUUUAGGAAGGUGAUACGAGAUCACCCCGGCCAGAACGCCCAAGAUUAUCCGAUUGGAGAAAUCUUUAACCAGUUCGACGGCUUGUUGGAGGUGCUGGCGCUCGAUAGUAUGGUAGCAAUCACCACGUCGCGCACGCCCCAAAGCCCAUUCGAUGAAUACCUGCGGAGCAAACAAGCGUCGAUGGCAGCGCAGUGUUAUGUCCUGUGUAUAAAGCUGAUGGCGGUCCUAUCUGAACAGGUGCUCCAGAGCCUGUUGGCACUGCCGCUGUCAGCGAAACCGUCUGCGUCGGGGAAUUUGGGUAGUUCAGAGACGAUGAAAAAUGUGAAUGGUCUAGGAGCGCAAGAGGACAACUUCUCCCACACGAGACAGAUCCCCAAGAGUCUCCGACUUGGAGACCUGUAUGCUCCUCCAGACCCUUUCGGACAUGCACUCAACUCUGCCAUCAACAUGCUCCGAAUCGGGAGCAAAUUGAUUGCCAGGAUGGAGCAGCUGCUUGGUAUACCGCCCGAGCUGGGAGGUGGGAGCAUGCCGUCCGGGGCUUCACCAGAGCAGGUGGGGCUCGACCAGCCUACACUGCGAGACAGAAGCGCUUCGAAAUCCUCUUUAUCAUCAUUGCCAGCUCGCUUCGUCGCGUUAAUAUGGGAGGAUGAGGCAAGCAUGUACAACAAAUCUGCUGUCAUGUACUUCCGGCGCUGUCGUGCCGCAACCUUGGGCCUCGCAAAGAAUCGUUCUUGA